UACAUCCUUCCUCUUUUAGACUUAUUCACUAGUGGGAAGUGGCUGCCAGAAGUAGCGUAAGGCUGAAAAUGAGAGAAAGAAGAAGGGCUGGAGGACGAAAGGAUGUCUUUGCUGUCAGGCUCUACCAUAGGGGACCAUUGUGAAGAGAAGAUGCACCUGCUGCUGCUCAUCUCCCUCCUCUUCUGGCGUCCAGGCUGCUCCGUCGUGUGGGGUCCAAAUGUGACAAGUGGCCCAGAAGGAAGCUCAUUGACUGUGCAGUGUCAUUAUGACCUAGGGUGGGAGCCCCACUACAAGUGGUGGUGUCGAGGAGCUGUCUGGGCUACCUGCAAAAUCCUUGUUAAAACCACCGGAUCAGAGCAGGAGGUGAAAGAAGGCCGUGUGUCCAUCAGGGACAAUCAUAAAAAACGCAUAUUCACUGUGACCAUGGAGAGGCUCACAGAAGACGAUGCAGACUUUUACUGGUGUGGGAUUGAGCGAUUUGGAACUAACCAUACAGUCAAGGUUAAAGUGUCAAUUGACCCAGACCUGGAAUUUGAGCCCAUCAAUUUGGAAGUCAAAAAUCUAAACGGGAAGCCAAGUGCUGUCAUUGUGAACUGCCAGCCUCCCCUGGAAGCCAAUGGAAAUAUUACCGCCCUUACCUCGGUUCCCAUGAGAAUUAAACGUAUUUCUCGAGGCGGUGAUCUGCGUGCUAUCGUUCUGAACUGCCAACCUCCCCUGACAAUCGGUGGGGAAAAAACCGACCCAAACUCUGCUAACAUACAUUUAGAAGAGAUUAACCGAGAAGGGGAGCAGCGUACUGUCUUUGGGAGCUGCCAGCCUCCUCUGGAAGACAACGGGAAAUUUGCUGACCCGAACUCUGCUUCCAUGUAUUUGACAGUCAUUUCUCAAAAAGGGAAGCCACGUGCUGUCAUUGUGAGUUGUAAGCCACCCCUGGAAGCCAGCUGGAAAAUUUUCGCCCCAACCUGUGCUCCCACGGAUUUCACACUCAUUUAUCAAGAAUCAAUGCCACAUACUCUCACUGUGAACUGCCAGCAUCCCAAGGAUGUCAAUAAGAAUAUUACUGCCCUGACCUCUGCUCCCACGGAUUUUACAGUCUUUACUCAUACUCCAGAAGUGAGGUCGCAUUCUGUCAUUGUGACCAGCCAGCCUCCCCUGGAAACCAAUGGGAGAACUACUGCCUCAACCUAUGCUCCCAAGGAUGUGACAGUUAUUACUGCAGAAGGAAAGCAGCAUGCUGUCACUGUGAGAAGGAAUCCUGCCCAGAAAGACAAUGGGAAAAUUAACAGUAAACAUCUCAGCUGAAUUUCUCAGCCUUACUCUGCCUUGGCCUGUGACUAUUUACCUCUUGUGCUGUGCAGGCCUUUUCUGUAUCCCUUUUCUGUCUCAGCAUCUCCGUUGACUCCCUGACCCUCUCUGAUUUGCUCCCCUUGUCCCCCACUACUGAUCGUGGAAUUCUUCUAAUGGUGCAUACAAUUCCACUCACAGACAUACAUCGUUAGAGUUGCCUCACAGAGGAUAUGUAUUUUUUUUUUUUUAAAACUCAAAA
Trichechus manatus latirostris (Florida manatee) is the source of this 1546-nucleotide messenger RNA. RefSeq lists its product as uncharacterized. Lineage: Eukaryota; Metazoa; Chordata; Mammalia; Sirenia; Trichechidae. The transcript is spliced from 9 exons. Gene Ontology annotation, cellular component: plasma membrane. The record is from RefSeq and is a predicted model, not a curated record. Bases 103 to 1302 code for a protein of 399 amino acids. Gene Ontology annotation, molecular function: transmembrane signaling receptor activity.